Messenger RNA from Cloeon dipterum, 1277 nucleotides. RefSeq lists its product as uncharacterized. Bases 212 to 1240 code for a protein of 342 amino acids. The transcript has 6 exons. The record is from RefSeq and is a predicted model, not a curated record. Lineage: Eukaryota; Metazoa; Arthropoda; Insecta; Ephemeroptera; Baetidae.
ACUGGUUUCCACGUGGAACUAAUAAAUUUUGGCGAGAGGCUGAAAUCCAAUUCCAUCCCCGAAAUUAGUUCUCUUCUCACUGUGCAGUCAACGCAACGUAAUGCAAUUUGAGCGGUAGCAACUGGUGCGCCGGCAGCGAUAAGCCCGAAUAAACCAAGCGCCUGCGUCAUUCCCGAGCAGGCAACCCGCAAAACCUGCCGAGCUGCGGACCAUGGAGGAGCGGAAAAAGGUGAUCGCGGAGGCGGAAGCCGAGCUGGACGAAAUUUUGCAACACACCUCCGACCUCUCGGAGGCCGACCUGGCCCUCGCCUGCGCCCCUCUACUGGCGGCCCACCGACAAUUCGUUCUCAGGAGGGCCGUGCUGCUGCUGGUGGCCGUCGCCGUGGCCGCCUUGAUUGCGACCAACUCAGCCACGGUCAAGCUGCACUUGCACGCAGUUGCCAGGGUUGCUCUCGUUAAGCUGCUGCCAUGGUGGGACUGGCGUCCUCUGCACCGUCAGCGCUGUCUGCUGCCCAAUCCGCACUUUUCUCCUCCGCCAGCCAAUUCUAAGGACGAGUGCCUCUCAUGCGAGGCGAUCGACCGCGUGGACAGGGUUGCCGACACCUCUUACCAACAACUGCUUGACCGCUUUCUUCAGAGGGACGCACCUGUUAUUGUUACCGACGCUAUGGACACCUGGCCUGCUAUGCGAAGCGACAAAUUGUGGUUUGACAACUUCACGCAGGUGUAUACUGAGGAAAAAAAGCAAGAGGGGAAAAAGCCGAGACCGUGUGCAUUAUCAUCAAACAUCCGUGCUGGUGCUUCAUCUGCCAUCCUGAUGAAAAAGCUAAACAAUCCCCGUCUAGACCAUUGGUUUGCUCAUUGGCUCAACUGUGAUGCGUCAGCGAUGAAGGCAAUGCGUCAGUUUUACCAACGGCCGUACUUUUUAGCUUCCUCGGUGGCGCCGGCUCACUUCAAUUGGAUCGUGCUGUCAUCAAACUAUUGGGCAAAAUCAUACAAAAAGCUCAGACUAGAAGCUGGUUUGAUCAUGGUGCAUCAGUUGAGAGGAUCGACCCAUUUCCGUCUUGUACCAGUUCCUCUAUGUGAAGAGAUGUGUACAGAAAUCACUGAGACAGUGCGUGAAGGCGAAAUAUUGGUUUUCCUGAACUUUCUAUGGGACUUGCACUACUCGUCAGGUAGAGGAGCAGAAAACAUGGCUAUUAUCACAGAGACCACGUGGGACACCUUCACCGUGUACUAAACACUCAAAUCAAUAAAAUCGUCACCCAAAUCUAAAA